This is a messenger RNA of Heterostelium album PN500, 579 nucleotides long. RefSeq lists its product as uncharacterized. NCBI's taxonomy places the organism in Eukaryota, Evosea, Eumycetozoa, Acytosteliales, Acytosteliaceae. The transcript is spliced from 2 exons. Bases 1 to 579 code for a protein of 192 amino acids. The record is from RefSeq and is a predicted model, not a curated record.
AUGUCAAUCGCACGAGAGAAAAUUGGCAUCGGAACAACAGGCAACCUCUGUCUUGCACGAUCAGAUGAAGCUGAAAGAAGACCAGCUCUCCAAUGCACAGCAUCGUAUCAAUUCGCUCAACAGAACGGCACUGCUCUGGCGCAGCAGCGUGCCGACCAACGCGAACAAGAGCUUCGUGAGAAACUCGCUGGCGCCGAGCGAGCGGCAGUCGAGCAACGCGAACAACGUACAGCGACCGCAGAGUAUCUCGAGCAAUGGGAAUCGUUCGGUGCCGACAUUCUCGAGUCGAUCAAACACGAUUCACUCUAUGCAAACUACCCGAAUCCAUUCCCUCUGGAGUCACUACGCAAAGAGUUCUCGAAAUACAUCAAUACACUGAGGUAUGAAAGUGGACUGGCGAAUAUUCGCGCCAAUAUGUUACAACAACUUCUCGACACUGUAUGGCGUGCUCUCAAACUCCCACAAUCCAAACUACUUCGUAACCUAACCUCGACCGACACCAAAACCUUUGAAGACAGUAAACAACAACUUUUCACGCUAAUAACAGAAACUAUUAAACAUUAUAUAAAUAGAAGAUAA